AUGGAAGACAAGGGACAAUCAUCAGAGAAAUCUAUCUUAGAGGCGCAGCUGGAAGAGCUUAUGAGCGAGACGCACAGCAACAUCACACCCACGCACUCACUCUCCCACGCCACAGCACCUGCCCCGCACCUGCUCUCCUCUGCUGCCAUUGCUCUGCUGCUCAACAACGCUCUCACGCCUCUGCCUGCCGCCGCUGCUGCACCGGCCUCGCACUCGCAGUCCUCCUCCAUGUGUGGAGCCACCCCACGGGGGAGAAACGCUGGCGAGAGAGGCGCUGGCGCUGGCGAUGGUGACUGGCGUCGACCAUGGCGGCGGAGAGGCGCGGAUGCAUCUGGGAAAGGCGCGGAUGCAUCUGGGAAAGGCGCGGAUGCAUCAGGGAAAGGCGCGGAUGCAUCUGGGAAAGGCGCGGAUGCAUCUGGGAAGGCGCGGAUGCAUCUGGGAAAGGCGCGGAUGCAUCUGGGAAAGGCGCGGAUGCAUCUGGGAAAGGCGCGGAUGCAUCUGGGAAAGGCGCGGGUGCAUCAGGGAAAGGCGCGGAUGCAUCUGGGAAAGGCGCGGAUGCAUCAGGGGAAAGGCGCGGAUGCAUCAGGGGAAACGCGUGGAUGCAUCAGGGGGAAGGCGCGGAUGCAUCAGGGGGGAGGCGCGGAUGCAUCAGGGGAAACGCGCGGAUGCAUCAGGGGAAACGCGCGGAUGCAUCAGGGGAAACGCGCGGAUGCAUCUGGGAAAGGCGCGGAUGCAUCUGGGAAAGGCGCGGAUGCAUCUGGGAAAGGCGCGGAUGCAUCUGGGAAAGGCGCGGAUGCAUCUGGGAAAGGCGCGGAUGCAUCUGGGAAAGGCGCGGAUGCAUCAGGGGAAACGCGCGGAUGCAUCAGGGGAAACGCGAGGAUGGAUCAGGGGGAAGGCGCGGAUGCAUCAGGGGGGAGGCGCGGAUGCAUCAGGGGAAACGCGCGGAUGCAUCAGGGGAAACGCGCGGAUGCAUCAGGGGGAAGGCGCGGAUGCAUCUGGGAAAGGCGCGGAUGCAUCUGGGAAAGGCGCGGAUGCAUCUGGGAAAGGCGCGGAUGCAUCUGGGAAAGGCGCGGAUGCAUCAGGGAAAGGCGCGGAUGCAUCAGGGAAAACGCGCGGAUGCAUCAGGGGAAACGCGUGGAUGCAUCAGGGGGAAGGCGCGGAUGCAUCAGGGGGGAGGCGCGGAUGCAUCAGGGGAAACGCGCGGAUGCAUCAGGGGAAACGCGCGGAUGCAUCAGGGGGAAGGCGCGGAUGCAUCAGGGGGAAGGCGCGGAUGCAUCAGGGGGGAGGCGCGGAUGCAUCAGGGGAAACGCGCGGAUGCAUCAGGGGGAAGGCGCGGAUGCAUCAGCGCGGAUGCAUCAGGGGGAAUGCAUCAGCGCGGAUGCAUCAGGGGAAGGCGCGGAUGCAUCAGGGGGAGGCGCGGAUGCAUCAGGGGGUAGGCGCGGAUGCUUCAGGGGGUAG
This is a messenger RNA of Closterium sp. Yama58-4, 1458 nucleotides long. NCBI's taxonomy places the organism in Eukaryota, Viridiplantae, Streptophyta, Zygnematophyceae, Desmidiales, Closteriaceae. The record is from the annotation of a GenBank genome assembly.